Molecule: messenger RNA, 17385 nt
Organism: Aspergillus ochraceoroseus IBT 24754
Lineage: Eukaryota; Fungi; Ascomycota; Eurotiomycetes; Eurotiales; Aspergillaceae
Gene: lah
Product: involucrin repeat protein
Exons: 4
Coding region: 1-17385 (5794 amino acids)
Source: RefSeq, a predicted model, not a curated record
AUGCUCAAGGCCCUCAUGGGCGGGGGCCGCUCCUCCUCCGAUGUUCGCGAUAGCUCUAGAUCCAAGGGUGGCAGUCGUCGCAAGACAAGCUCCAAAUCUUCCGCUUCUUCGACGGUGAGCCGCAAGUCCUCACGGGGUGACGACCGUGGCCGUGGCUUGGGUGAUCUGUCCGCAUACCCAUCCUCGAGUAGUCGCAGCAUGCGCUAUGCAUCCAGCGCAGCUGGCGACUCGGUAGCCUCGAGCUAUGCGACCGCGCAACCGAAUUUUUCUGAGGAGUCCGAGCGCAUUAUCAUCGAACGGGUGCCCAAGCGCAGAGACUCGGACCGCGAUAGGCGCGACGAUCCGUAUCCAGACAAUCGCGACAGGGAUUGGAAGAAAGACAGUGGUAGACGUGACGUUGAUGAUAGCUACCGCCCAGAGCAGCAACGAACCCACUCGGGGGAUCCAUACUUUCCCCCCAUGGCAACCGGUGGCGUGCCUUUCUCUGCGCCUGGCGCCCCGUAUACCCCGAUUCCGACUACCCAAGGCCCUUCGCAGUCCCCAUUCCCGGCAACUUCCAUGUCGAGUCCGCCUGGAAUCCCCGCGGUUUGUGAUCCGCAUGUCCAGCAGCAAUUUCCUGGACAGUUUCCGACCUCCUUUGCCGAGCCUUACCGUCCUCCAAACCCUGCAGGCGAAGCGGCUGAUUACUAUAACGAUCAGGGACAGUCGGUCACUGAACAGCCGGGCGUUCGCCCUAAGCCACCACUCGUGAUUCCGAAUAGCCAAGCGCACUUGAUGACCGCCUCACCGUCUUCGAAUCCGCCCCCCGAGCCUAGUAGUAUGGGACAAGUUGGUGCCGCCGCUUCAUAUUAUGACGGGGAUGUCGGCGUGCAUAUCCAAACCUCUGAACAACCGUCUGCGCCCCAACCACCAAAGCCUUCCAAGCCAUCGCACACCGCAGCGGAGACGGCUGGGAUACUUGGUACAGCGGCUGCAACCUAUGGGAUAGGAAAUAGCUUUUCCAACAAUGUUGUCACAGAGUCGCCUACAACGUAUGCCCCUGCUGCUUCGUCAAAUUUUCAAAAGCCUCCUCUUCCUCCUCUUCCUCCCCCUCCUCCCCAGGCCCAGGCCCAGGCCCAGUCCCAGUCCCAGUCCCACAGUAUGGGUGCUGCAGUUGGUGUUGCCGCCGCCGGUGCCGCAGCUGGUUAUAUGUUGGGGCAUACCCAUCAUUCAUCGUCAAGCGGUGAUCACACCUCGCAAUACACCAUGCAAAACUACGAUGAAGUCUCUCAGCAUGGACAAGGAUUUCCUGCGACAUCAGGAUAUUCUCCUGUAGGAAAUCCGGCGCUUCAUGAAGCGGGUGCGGCAGGUACAGCAGCAGCAGCAGCAGCAGGAUAUGCUGCAAGCCCGCUACAUCCCCACCAUGCUGCAGUUCACCACGGAGCUCCCUUCCCCUCUGGCGGCUUGGCUUUUCAGCAGCGCCAGCGUGGGCCUCUGGAUAAAUUCUUGGAUUUUUGGCGUGACUACGAGGGAGUGGGAAUGUUUGAAGACUACACUGAGACCAUUGGCGUUUGCAAGUACUGCUUCGAGCCGGGAACUACUUCUCGAGAUGCUCCGCGAGUCCAUCACUAUAAAGCCCGACGUCGAUCGUCAGAUCGCACCAGUGACGACUCUCGCGUCCAAAAGGCAACCCGUUACGCCUCGUCAGAAGAUGAAAGUCGACGCCGCAAGUCCUCGAAAAAAUCAUGGCUGCUUCCCGGAAUCCUUGGUGGAUACGCUGUCAAGUCUCUCUUCGAGAACAAGGACUUUGAUGACACUUACAGUAUCCGAUCUGGUCAGUCCGUCAGUGUAUCUCACGACAGUGAGGGAACAUCGGCCUCUGCGAGAAGGAGUCAGACAUCGCGCGGUGUUUAUCGGCGCCCCCACCGCAGCCGUUCUCGAGAGCGCAUGGGCCGCAGCGACUAUCCUGAUCCGGCAGUAACCAAAUAUGACAGAUCCCAGAAAGGUGCUCGCUCUCGCUCGCGCUCUUCGUCUCGACCCAGGCACCACGAUCUUCGAGAUGCCGCCAUCGGGGCUGCCGUAGGGACAGCGGUUAUGACGGUUCAAUCCCAUCAUCGAACUGAUAGCCCAAACCGCUCUCCCAGAAGGGCUCGCAGCCGCAAGUUAUCGUCCUCUGAGUCAUCUUUUAUGGAAAUUACAAGACCUGACGAACAAUCACGAGGUGGCUUCGGUUCCUUUUUCACCGCCCCAUCAGAGAAUCGCAAAUCGCGUCGAAGAAGACGAUCAAGGAGUAUCUUUUCGUUCACCAAUUCAUCUUCCUCCUCCCUUGACGUCGAUCUCGCUUUCGGAAAGGGGUUUACAAAAAAGCUCAAAGGUAAGUCUAAGAAGCGAAGCCCCAGGCGAGAGAAAAAGGAACACGAUGUAGAUGCGAGAUUGCUGGCGCUGGGAGCGACAGCAACUGCACUCGCUGCUUCUUCGCAUCAGAGAGAUCGACGACCAGGAGCGAUCCUAGCCGGCCAAGGUUCUCGCUCUGGUCGAUCGGAUUAUACAGCCUCUGUUAGCAAUGAUGACGGCUGGGAAGAUAUGGAGUCGGAGGACCAAGCCUCGAGCGUUAGUUCGGCGCUUGCGUUCGGCGCAAGUGGCAGGUUCGGAAGCGAUGACUCCCAUUCUUCGGAUUCCAGCUCUCGGUCAGGCUGGGGCUGGGGCUGGGGAGGCAAAAAUGAAAACAAGACGAAGAAGAAGAGGAAGAGGAGGAAGAGGCGCCCGAGUCCAUCCGAGAAUCACUUCCCGGCUGGUGCUGCCGUUGCUGCUGGAGCUUUAGGAACAGCCGCAUUAGCUUCUGCUUACCAUCGAGACCACAAAGCCUCUAGCCAGGCUGGCAGCAGCAGUGCCAUGAACCUUCAGCAAGUGGCACCAAUCCCGACCUCCGAUCCCUCUCGUUAUGAUGCUAUUCCCGAAUCGUCAUUCCCUGUCCAACCACCACUAGUUCGGCCGGGUCCUAUUCCUCUCCAACAGCCUCAGCCGAUGAUGCCGGUGUCUCAAGCUGUCUAUACUACACAAGGUGGACCGAUCGGGUCAUGUAGUGCACCGACUAUCCCUCCUGCCUUCAGGAGCCCAUUCGAGUCGUACGAAUCGCAGGUGCGCGAGGUAAACCGGGGCCAGUGGAAUAUAAGGAAUUCGGCCUAUCCCGAGCGCAGGGAAACAGGCCCCGAAAUAACUCGUCGUCAUCAGCGGAGUGACUCAACCCCCCUCUUCCAUACAGAGCCCUUGGAGGGAGCCCCUGGCCUCGGUUUGAAACGCCGUUCCACAACUAAAGAUCAACCGUCUGUUCAGUUCGAUUUGACCAAGGAGCAAGAGGAUAAAGAACGCCGCACGGUCCGCUUAGAGGGAUUGAAGCGUGAACCGGAGCGCGAAGAUUGGAUACAGCUCAUUGAUAAGGAGAAUGCUGUGGAUCCCCGUGAUCCUCGUUAUGGUUCACAACGAUAUAGCGAGCGGGAUUAUGACCGGCCUAUUGCAAUGGAACAUGACACGAGAGAAGACGCGAGCAGGUCAUCUUCAUGGGCCGGUGCAGUUGCUGCAGGUACAAUCGGUGCUGCAGCUGCGGCCACAGUUCUUUCUAGAAAGUCUUCGGACGAUGAUGCCUCUGAGAUGAGCGAGAGGCGGCAUAGCGAACGCCGAGCGAAGCGCAGACAAGAGAGGCGCAGUGUUACCGGUUCUCAGUCUACAUUUUCUGAUCUUUCAGAGAAAAUCCAGAAAAUCGAGGUGAUUGAAGAUCCCGAUUCUACGACGAGUCCGUCAGAGCACGUUAAAACAUCCGCGUUUCGCAGUGUCUCUCGCAAGAAGAGCCCUGUGCACGAGGACUAUGCGGAGUUCUUCUUCCCUGAGAAAUUGCGUCACAGUCCCGAUCAUUCCAGUUCACGUGGAUCUCCUACCAUGCCUACGAUUAUCGAGAUAGAGCCUGCGAGUGAGUCCUUGCGAAAAAAACAACCUGAGGAGCCACAACCUGAUCCACUAGAUGGGCCACAUUAUGCCGGCGGUAGAUUGCCCUGGCCUGUUCCGUCCUUGAAUGUUAUUGAGCCUACGCCGCCUCAUAGUGUCAACGGCUCUGUCAAAGAUGCCUCUUCGCCCAUUGUUGCGCCAUCAGAUCCACAUCCAGUAGAGGAGAAGCCUGAACGACCAACCACUGGUUCUCGAGUGUCUUGGGGAGAGCAUGAGACGCACGAGUACGAAGUUCCAUCUACCUCUUCUGAGCAUGAUUCAGUCGAUCUGGAGCAGCGGCAACACGAUCACGACUACGAAGCGACCGCAAAAGGAACUCCCGGCUAUACUUAUGUCACACCGUCCUCCAGUGCUCCAGAUGGGUUUAUAGAAGACGUUGAUUUUGCCGCUACGGUAGCUGCCGCAACCCAAGCAGCGGGCUUCGAUCCUUCCAUAGUGACGGAUGAUCCAACGUUCUAUGAGAGGACCUCACGCCCUGGCUCCGAAGUCAGAGACAGCUCUAUGUCUCCUACAACUAGGGAACCAUAUCCCCCUGCACUGGUCCACGGGCUUGUCCGGAGUGACAUGGAGACAACAGAAACGGGAACAGCUCAGUUCUUUGAGGACAGGCCUGUUUACGCUGACCCUGAGUCCUCUCUUCCUAAAGAUCAAGUUGAAGAUACCCCCGGAUUUGAAAUCCCAACACAUGGUGCUGGGCCGGUGAUGGAAGAGAUUGAACACACAGUUGUUAAGUCCGGGAGCAAAGAAGCUCCGUGUGAGAUCCAAGAACCUAGGGACUUUCACGAGAAGGCAAUCUCAGACGACCUGCCAGAAGAAUCUGAGUCAACUCCUGAGGAACUCUUUUCAAUGCCAGGAGGUUUCGAUGUCGAGGAGCCGUCCAAGAGAUCGCAGCGGAAACGUGAUUCGUCCAUUCCAAAGGACGGUUCUCAUUCAACGGCAGGAGAAUUGGAGACUCAAGAAAAACCCAGAGAUAUUGCCAAUAUCGAUCUAAAUGACGUUACUGGUUCAAAUAUUGCUGAAGAUGAUAGCACUGAUAAGAAGAGGAGACGGAAGAGGCGCUCAUCGUCCGUCACGUCCUCCAGGGUCAAUGCGGGCGACGCGGGUGAGAAGCGCAGAAGUACUGAUGACAAUGACAAUGACACGAAAUCUGGCGGUUUCCUCCUCAACAGCAUCUUCGGAUCUAGAGUGUCCGAACCAGUAGAAAGCAGGAGAUUAUCAGAGACGCUCGUAUCUCGCGAAGUUCAAUCAGAAAUUGGCCCACAGACGUCUGAAGAGUUUGGACGUCCACAGAAAGAAAAAUCCUCCCGACAUCGCAGCUCUAGUGGGGCAGAGUCCUUGGAUAAUGAUUCACGAUCUUAUGACGGUGGUGCUUUGGACUAUGAAGACAGUUUGACUGCAAACAAGGAGAACAUCAACCUUGAGAGCUAUAAGUCAAGCAGGCGACGAAGGGAAGAACGGCGAAGGCAAAAGGAAACGGAUGGCUUGGGUGUCACGACGGAGUUCGAUAAGGAUCGAAGAGCCACUCGUGACAGUGAUGGAGAAGAAUCUUUUUUAGUCGAGGGCCCCGAAAUGCCACGCAGGGACGACGACGAUGAUUACAAUGGUGCUUCGGGGCGUUACUUUCCAGCAGAUACGGAGACCAAAGGUUUAGGGCUGGCACUUGCUCAACGGCCCAGAAGUCACUCGGCAUCCCCGCCGGUAUCAGAGAAACUAUCGGACGAACCUGUCCCCAGAUCUCAUAGUAGAUCAGCCUCGCCUGAUGCGGCCCUGGUACAGGGGGAAGAUGACGGUCAAAGGUCCCGACGAUCAUCAGUUCUACGGUCUACUGACUCUCCUACCGCAGUUCCUUUGCAGUUCCGUCGACCACCCACAUCUCCUAGGAUGCAACGAUCGCCGUCUGCUAGCUCGCCCACGGCAGUCCCCCCAACUUCUCCGACACAGGGCCGAUCUCGCCGCCCUAAUUCCACUGAGUUCAAAAAUUCCCGCGAGAUCCGACCUCUAUGGCUAGUUGAGCGCCACGGUGCGAGCAAGAUGGAAGCCGGCCCGGACGAGCCCUUGCCGUCACUUCCUCCAAGCAAGCCUUCUUCGGCGAGCUCAUCUGUAGAAGACCUCACAACCCUCCGCGAUCAAAACGCUUGGGAGCUGCCAGAAUUCAGCCAUCAGAUUCACGGGGCUGCCGACGAAUACUAUGCCCAAGAUGAUGUCGCAGGCUCCCAGCAAGGUACUCCUACUCGCGCAACUUUCAGCCAAAGCCAUAUGCAUGUACCUCAUCUGUCAAGAAAGGCAGAGCUCGGCUAUGAGUUCCACUCUCCUUCGGAGCUCUUGCAAGACCCAAUUGCGUCCGCUGAGUUGCCUCCAUCCCCCACGUUGGAUAUCCUACCUUCUGUUGAAGGUUCCGCAGUGGGAGUGCGAGACGAUGAUAAUGGUAUAAAACGUGACCUGGAAACCCUUCCUCCUCUUCCUGACCCCCGACCAUCCACACCGGAGGAUAAGAUAAUUCGUCUUUCUGACACCGAGACGACUCCAACUCAAGAGAAGAUGGGCCUGGCCCCGGCAGCGGACAUGCCAGGUCUUAACCAAGGUCCUGGCUUUGCUGGAAUAGUCGACGCUGCUGUUGCUCAUGUCCCGGCUGAUCCCCCUUACCCUGAAAGGGAUAUUCUCGAGAAAUAUCAACCCGAUCACGUUGAGGAGGACGAGACCGCUAGGGCUGUCACCGGGGACGAUAUGCCUGCAUUGACUGAUGUUCCAGCUCUGACUUCCGCGCUCGAGGACAAAGAACAACACACUCGCUCUUUCGAGUCGACAACCCCCCGGGGAUUCGCCUCAAUCGUUGAUGCGGCCGUUGCGGCGGAAAAGGAAGUCACACCUGGGGAGCCAGCCGUACCCGGUGACUUACCUGGCGACGAAUCUAAGGCUGACGUCUUUGUUGAUACUCUAGAGGCAGGCAAGGACUCAGAAGCGGAGCUUCCAAGGUUUGAAACUCCCGUUAUUCCUGCUGUAGCCGAGGAAGUCUCUGAAGAGGUUGCAAAAUACGAUGCAGAGCCCAUCACCGAGACUACGGAGACAGUUUCUGAACCCACGGCGAAAGCUCUCGACGAAACCACCAAAUCGCAGCCUGAGAAGAGGGUUGUUGAAAAAGCUCCCGAGGACUCUUCAAAGAACACCACGAAGAAGAAUAAGAAGAAGAAGAAGAAGAAGGGCAAGAGCCUGGAUCUAGAUGAACAGGACCAAGCGCCAUCUACUGAAAUACCGGAGCCCGAAGCUGUGCCAGAAGCUGUGCCAGAAGCUACUGUGGAGACCGUUCAAGAUCCUCUAGUCGAACAAGUCUCUGCUCUUGGGGAAGGAGCAGCCUUUGAAGGAGAGUCGGUGCCUGGAGAGCCUACUUCCGAACAUACUCAUGCCCUUGAUCAGCACCUAGCAGCAGGGAUGAGCUCUGCGAUUGAACCAGCUACCGCAACCGAUGACGUCCUGCCUAUUCUUGAAGAGGUUUCCGCCCCUGGAGAGCCUUCUCUACUAGAGAAAGAACCUGAGACAGGGGUUCUGAGGACUGAUGACGUGCCCGAACCUCCCGAGUCUAUGAAAGCAGCCGAACCUGAAUCUGGACAGCCUGAAGAAACCGAAGAAAUUCCAGCUGACUCGGGUCUCUCCAAAAAGGCCAAGAAAAAGAAGAAGAGAAAGAGCAAGGCUGCUGCCGAGGAGCAACCCACUGCGGGACUUGCUGAUGAGUCCACAGAUCAACCUCCAGCCGAUAUCACUAGUGAAAUCGUUGAGGAGCCUCAGGAAGUUGCCAGGAUAGAUGAACCUAUCGAGUCUGAACGAUCUAUUCAGGACCCCGUUAAUCCGCCGGCAGACCAAGAGGGAGCUGUACCAGCAGAGCCGGUCUCACAGCAGAACGCUCUUGAAACCACCGAGACUCCUCUAGCCGAAGAAAGUACAGGACACUCCCUUGAGCCUACGGAGUUUGUUGAGGCAGUGCCCCGUGCUGAUGAGAUACUUCAAUCUACCUCAGACGUUCUAGUAACUGAAGAAGUUGCGCCGGAGCAGCUGGAUCAAGAUAUUGUCUUGGUUGACCAAGAGACUGCUGUACUAGCAGAGCCAGUAUCACAGGAGAAUGCUCAUGUAAACACUGAGAUUCCUCUAGCUGAAGAAAGUACAGGACACUCCCUUAAGCCUACGGAGUUUGUUGAGGCAGUGCCCCGUGCUGAUGAGAUACUUCAAUCUACCUCAGACGUUCUAGUAACUGAAGAAGUUGCGCCGGAGCAGCUGGAUCAAGAUAUAGUCUUGGUUGACCAAGAGACUGCUGUACUAGCAGAGCCAGUAUCACAGGAGAACGCUCUUGUCACCACUGAGACACUUCAAUCUACCUCAGACGUUCCAGUAACUGAAGAAGUUGCGCCAGAGGAGCUGGAUAAAGAUAUGGUCUUGGUUGGCAUGCCGCUUGAGCAAGAACUUUUGCAAACGGAAGCUCCCGUCGAAGGAGGACUCACAGCACCUGUAGUGGAAGAGUCCAGCCCUGAGGGCCAGCAAACCGCAGAAGCUCUGGUUGAAGACUUGAAAGAGCCCACCGCAGAAACGGUAUCCGAAGCUAGUGUUACAGCUCCAAAACAGGAAGCACAGGAUACAUCUGCUCCUGUUGACACCCAGGUCCCUCCCGAAUCCAACGAGCCAAAGGAAGAAGGUGAAGCUGCGCAGGUGGAACCAGAGACUACCCUGUCACGUAAAGCUAGCAAGAAGAAGAAGAAGAGCAAGCGCAAGGGCACUGCGGAGGCUUUGCCAGAGACCGAAUUAGCAGAUACUCCUCAACCUGAAACUUUGGAAAAAUCAGAGCCGGAGAUUGAGCCUCACCCUGCGCUGGGGGGCGAAGAGCUAGUGACAAAGGAGCACGAGCAAAUUGUCGGCGACAGUAAGGAAAUUCCAACUGAGGCCCAAAAGGAUGAAGCUAUUCCAGAGCCUGUUGUUGAGACGACCAACGAAUCUCAGCCUACAGAGCUGGCGGAGAAGGCGGAAGGCAUUGUUUUAGAGGAACCCGAAGAAAAUCAACCGAAGAAAAAGAAGAAGAACAAGAAGAACCGCAAGUCUUUGAACUUGUCUGAAUCCCAGCCCGAGUCCGAGCCAGAAAUCAAACCGGAGGAGCUGCCACAGGACACUACGACCCAACUGCCCGAAACAAGCGGUGAAGUGCCGCCAACUCCUGCUGAUCCUGAAGAGCAACAACAACAAAAACAACAAGAUGCAGGAACCAAGGAAGAGGCUGCAGAGAUCACGAAUGAUGAUGUUGUUCUUGAAAAUAUUCAAUCUGAGUCCACCCUUCCUGUGGAGAAUAUCGAGACCAAUGAAAGUGAACCACAUAUGUCGAAGCACGCAGAGAUUGAACAGCCAUCUGGGCCUAAUGCGGGGGAACUCCCACAGACAGGAAAGAAAAGCAAGAAAAAUAAGAAAAAGAAACAGUCUAUUUCUUUAACUCCUGAUGAAAGCUCGACGGCAGACAUUGUUGAAGCUUCUGAAGCUUCUGAGACUCCCACUCCUGCUGCUCUUUCCACUACGGACGCAGUCCCAGAUGCUACCGUUGAAGAAGAGCCUGCAGCUCUCAAAGAACCGUCUACCCAUCUAGUUCAAGAACCAGCGGAAGAGAUGUCGGUAGAAAAAGAAUUGCCUGCCGAAACAACAAGCGAAGUCCCUGAUGAUCAGGCUACUUCUGGAUCUGCAACACAAAUGAGUGCUGCUCAGAAGAAGAAGGCAAAGAAAGAUAAGAAGAAGAAGCGUCAAUCUAUGUUGGCAGAAGAGACGGAGGCUUCUGAGCCCGCCAAAGAGACGGCUUUGACCUAUCCUCCGACUGUAGAGGGCCCUACUCCUCAGGACCCCGAGGUGGCUAAGUCUGUUGAGGUUGACCAACCUGAGUUUGUAGAGAUCAUUGCAGAAGAGCAGUCUACUCCCGAGCAGCGCACGGAAGAACCUAUUCCAGAGCAACCCACAGAAGAAGAUAUCAAAAGCGAAGAGCCAGUGCGGGACGAGACGGUGACCACAGAGAUUGUAGAGCCUAUUCAAGAAGAGCCCAAAGAGGUUGAGGACUUGAGUGCACAAACCAAUGCCAUCCCAUCAACCGAUGAGCCAUCGACGGCGAUCGCGGCACAGGUUCAAGAAACCGUGCAGGAUGAGGUUCCCGCUCCUGUCGCAGAACCUACUCCUGUGGCCGAGCAGCCCUCCGAGCCAGUUACUGAUAUUAUUCAAGGCCUUGAGGGCGAGGAGCAGACAAGAGAAAUCGUAGCACAGGCAGGUAUUCAGCAAAGCGACGACCAACCCAAGGACGAGACAACAGUCGAGGCCGAAGUAGCACAGGAUUCCACCAUGGUCGAGCCAAAGGAAGAAAAGGAGACGAGUGAUGACGCCCAAGUCAGUGCAGAAGCUACUCCUGAGACUCCGGUAAAGGAGGAGCCCCAGCCCGCGCUUUCUAAGAAAGAGAAGAAGAAGAAAAAAAAGAAGCGCCAGUCAGUGUCCGCAGAAGGGGAUCAGGCCGGCCCUGCAGCAGAAGAAGCUCCUGCUGAACCUACUCCUUCGAAUCCUCAAGAGACAGGUGAGAACCUUACGGAAGAAAGUUCGGUUACGGGCCUUGAAGCGGCACAUGAUGAAGUCAAAUCUAGUGCCAAGGGAGAGCCUCAGGAGCUGGGAAAAGAUACCGUUACCCAGGAGACUGAGGUUCUCCCAGGUGCUCCAGCUCAGGAGGAGGUUCAGCUUAUCACUCCCGAAGAACAGACUGUUACGGAGGAGCCUGUCCCUCAGGAGGAUAAAGUUCCUGAUCCUGUUAAGGACAUAGAUACGAAAAAGGACCCCGUUUCUGAAGAGCCAGUGACCGAUCCUAUGGAGUCCCAGGAGCAAGACACGCAACCUAAAGAAGAACCCCAGGUAGCGUCUUCGAAGAAAAAGGAGAAAAAGAAAAAGAAAAAGAAGGGACAGUCAAUUUCUCUGGAUGAUUCGCAGCCUACUACUCCUACCAUAGAGGAGCCUACUCCAGAACAACCCUCCGGGGAAAUUACGGAGGCCGUCGUUACUACUGAGCCCGAGGAAACACCCAUUCAGAAUCAAGAUCCCGCGCCCGAGCCAUCUGGUUCUAAGACCCCGGCGGAAGAGACCCAAGAGCUUGAAGUUCAAGAAGAUCUUCCACCGGCUGAGGAAGUUCAGACCGCAACCUCAAAGAAGAAGGCUAAGAAAGAGAAGAAAAAGCGCAAGUCCGUGGUAUUUGCAAGUGAAGAGCCUUCAGAAAAAUCUGCGGAAGCAUCUGAAUCUGCCGUUACUGAGCCGGUGGAAGCCUCAGGAUCAGAGGCGAUUGAGAGUCCUGCGGGCCCUGAGCCAGCUACCAAACAGCCCGAUCGUGAAAUCCCCAAAGAACUCGCGCAUGAAGAUGCUGCUACCAAACCAGAAGAGCUUCAAGAUCUCCAAACCCUCGAGGAGACGUCGCAAGAACCAUCCGCUUCGGCUAAGCUAGAUGAAUCAAAUGUAAUUGAUGAGCCAAAGAAGGAUGAGGAAGCUCUUACUGAGGGCAUGGUUGACCCUGUGGCCAAUGUACCGGGUGACUUUCCAGGAACCAUCGAGGAACCAGUCUCAACCGAGGCGUUUCCAGAGGAACCCAAGGACGGGCACAAUGCGGCAGAGUUAAAGGAAGUAUCCCAAGAGACUGAAGAAUCCGCCGAGCCUGAGGCCACAUCUGAGCCCCUUGCGACUGAACCAUCCUCUCCCACGGAACAGACUACCGAGAAUGUUGAGCCAGAGUCUGGGUCUUCCAAAUCUAAGAAGAAAAAGAAGAAGCGCAAGACUUUGGAAGCGAUUGGGGAUGUCCCUAUAACAGCUCCCGAACCCUCCGACAGCAAGCUCCAAGAUGAGACCCAAGCCCAAGUCGUCGAACCUACCACCUCAAAUGUGAAAGAAACAGAACCUGAGGAGCCUAUGCAGGAGCAAGCCUCCGAAAAGCAGGAGGACGACAACGAGGCCAAGUCGUCGAAAGCGAAGAGAAAGGCAAAGAAAGACAAGAAACGUCAGUCCAAUAUCCAAGCUCUUGAAGAAGACGCCGCCUUGAACGCUGCAUCUGAAGAUAAACCUCAGGACCCGUUGAGCCCGGUAGAAACAGCCCCGAUUGAAGAAUUGUCGCGAGAUACAAUCGAAGAGCCCAUGGAACUACCCACUGGGACGGCAUUCGCACCUGCUGAAGAUGACGGUAAAGAAAAUCAGUCCCACGACACCGGAUUGCACGGCGACCACGAUAAAGAUUUGACUUGGACUGAUAACAAGGUGUCUUCGCAGGUAGAGCAACAGCAAGAAACACCUUCCACGUACCCAUCCCAGCCCGAGCAUGAGAGCACUGAAGCCGACCCAGCGCUUGUCACCGUCGAACAAAUCGAAGCCCCCAGUGUUGAAGCCGAUGUGGCCGAAGACAGUCAAGCCCCGGCGGCGAUCGAACUCGAAUCAUCUAGCGACGCACUCAAAGACCUAGAUGAGGAGAUCCUUUCCGAUUCCAUUCAAGACAAGCAAAUUGACAAAACCGAGCUACCCCCCGAUAAAGAAGUAGGUGAAUUAGGAGGCGAAAAAGAAACUACGGAUGCCCUGCCGGCUUUAGAUAAGCCUGAUGCUAUGGAGGAAGCAUUUGUGGAAGAGAAAAUUGAAGAAGCGGAUGCACAGACCGACAAAGAAAUUCCACCCGUCUGUACUGAAAGUGAACCAAUUGACGAGGACAAGAAAGUGGGAGAAAUUAUCCCAGAACCCGAAAUCGAAGUUGAGGCUACCGAGAAGAUCGAGCCCAGCAACGAGCCAAACGCUGAAACGGAAGAGCCUGAGCCGUCAGUAUUGCCGAGAAAGCUGAGCAAGAAGCAAAAGAAGCAGCAGCGCCAAGCUCAGAAGGCUGCAAAUCUGCAGGAGCAAGCAGAAGAAGAGAUCGCGGCAUCCAGCGAAGAGCCGACGAUUCCGACUAGUUUAGUCGAUGAGCUUUCUGGGCCCGCAGCCUCUGAAGUAGUUGAACAGCCAGUUGUUGUCGCAGAAAAUGUUGUGCAACAAGUUGAAGCACCAGUCGUUGGAACUACUGAAUCGGCCGCCGUUUUUGAAGCCGAUACAGACAAGAUAGAAAUUUCAGAGGUUCCUAUUGAAUCGACGGCGGAAAAAGACGAAAUCACAACCCCGGCUCCUCCUAUUCCCUUUGAAGAGCCUCAGCUGAGCAACGCGGUGGAGAUAUCUAUACUGGCAGAACCCUCACAGGAAACGCCUACUCCGGUUCAAGACGACUCUGAAGAUCUACGGCCAGUAACCACGAAAAAGAAAAACAAGAAGAACAAGAAAAAGGCUGCAAUUCAAGAACCCCAGCCAAGUGAUACUGGCGCAAAAAUAGAUCCAGCAGCAGUUUCCGAGCAAGUUAGGCAGCAUGAUGCCGAAGAAAAAGUUGUGGAACUCGUUGAGGAACUGAAAGAAGCGCCCCUACAAUCUACUGAAGACAAGGACCUGUCGAAAGCCGACAAUGAGAUCACUUUGGAAGAGCCCGCUGUUGAAGAAGAGAUUAGCGUUCCGCCUGCUACUCUUGAGGAGGAACCAUCUCCUUCAGGAAGUUUGAGCCUCAAGGAGUCCAAGAAAAACAAGAAGGCCAAAAAGCAAGCUAAAAAGCAGCUAGAGGUGAUUCCUGCUCCUCCUGUUACUGACAUUGAAGCCGACGAGGUAACUACAGAUAUCAAACCCGCGGAUGUAGGAGAGGAUGCCAGUCUACACGUUGUGGAAGCUCAGCAACCACAAGAUGAGCAGGCCAGCCAUAUUGAAGCCCCAGAUGAAACUUGUGCUCCUCUAGAAACUACCAUGGAAUCGGACCCUCUCUUUGAAGCUCCUGUUUUAAAAGGGGAAGAAGUAAUGGAAGAGGCCGAGAAAAAAGGUGUGCCUGAACCUCAGGAGCAGGAGCAGGAGCAGGAAGUACUUGGGGAACCUGUUGAUCAAGCCGUUCAAGAAAAGGAGUUGGAAGAGGCCAAGGAUCAAGAUACUCAACCUGCUGGGCCUGAGAUCGAGCAGUCUGUGUCAAGGAAGCUAUCGAAAAAGGAAAAACGCAGGCUUAAGAAACAGGCUGCCGAGGAAGGUCCCAUUGAGGAGCCGCAACUAGAGCCCGAAGCCCCAGACGAGCCAGAUGUUUUGAUUCCAGAGCCAACUGCGGAAGAGUCAACUGUGUUAGAUCCCAAACAAGCGAAGGAAGACGACUUUUCCCCUCCCAGGAAGCUUUCGAAGAAAGAAAAAAAGAAGAAGCGCAAGGGAGACACAGAUGUUGAUCUUCCGCAACAGAAAAGUGUACAGGAUGUGGAGAAUGCCAGUGAACAGUCUCCCGAGCAAGAACAAGAACCGCCGGUCAUCGAGGCGAUCCGUUCUGCUGGGGACGACGACACAUGGCCUCAGAUAGACUGGGAAAAAGAAAUCCCUGGAUAUAAAGAGUCUGCCAUUCCGGAGGCUCUCAUGAACCGCCCAGACGAAACGAGCGGUUACGAGAGAGGAGAGUAUAUUAAUCAACAAAAUGCUGAGGCUGAUAAAGUUCUCAAUACGCCAGCCGCAGAUAUCGAUCAAGAGACAAGCACAAAAGAACUCGACACAACUCUGGACAACGCCGAAGUAAUCUCACACAAGCAAAGCAAGGUUUCCAGUAUCUUUCCAGACCUUGAACGAGCGUUGUUCCGACGACCAAUUUUGAACCAGGUGUCCGAGGCGGUAAAAGAUGGGGCUGAGGAAGAGACCAUGACCCAGGAAGCGAUUCGCAACAGUGCGAUCCAGGUCUCGGAGGCUCCUAUCGCGACCGUAGAACCCAGGGGGGCCGGGUAUAUUCCCAGCCCAUCGCUGGCGCAGGACGAUGUCUUUGGAAUUACUGCUACGACACAGGAGCUACCAGAGGAAUCUACAAGAGGGCGACAGUUGGAGCGUCAUACCUCUAACGACAAGCUAUACGAUGUUCCUAAAGCACGAAAGGAAGGAGACAGUUCAAUCCAGAUUGAAGAAGAGGGCUUAUUUGGUCGGGAAGCUACACAUCGACCUCCUCAUCACGAGAUUCCUUUGGGUGCGCCAUUGUCUAUGCAUGAACCAUCGUCUCUGCCUGCUACCGAAGCAGAGCAGCGAGAGGACAACCCCAUCCCUUCCUGCGAGCUUCGCCGAUCACCAUCAAUUCAUGGGCGACAUAGUCCUGUUCGACGAGCUUGGUCUCUAGAAGAAGAUGACGAGACCGAGACCACCACGCAGGCCGGGGCAGAACGAGGCAUGGGCUCACCAUCCAGGACACCGCUCCAAACUAUUUCUGAGCAAGAAGCCGAUGACCGAGUGGAGAAAACCAACAAAAUGUCAGGGUCAGGGUCCAUGGUUCAAGAGCACGGAACGCCCCGUUUAGAGAUGAAGCCUGAGCAUAUCCUUCCACGACCCGAAACCCCCGUCAGGAAAUUUACCGAAAAUGCAUUGGGACGUCGUGCAUGGCCAACAUCAGAAGGCCAGCAAUUGUCUGACCAAGCGGACGAGGACUGGGAGGCAGCUGUGCGAAAGCGCGGUCCACGGACCCUAUCGCCAGAGCGCGGAUUGCCUACUGAGAUGCUCAAAACGCCUGAAACCGACAAACCUGUACUACGACCAAGCAGCUCGGGCAGCAACCACUCGCAGCCUCUCCGGCGAAUCGCUCACAGCACCAGCGGGGACUUGCGGGCAGCAGCACUCGCAGCGGCUGGCGUAAUAGCCAGUCAAGCGCCUGCGGGUGAGCACCAAUCACGGCCAAACACACCCCAGCCCCCUUCUCGCUCCCCCACCGACCUGGACGUCGAACAGAUCGCUUCCUCUUCUUCCUACGACCCGGUCACCGACAAGGGCAAGCGCCCUAUUCGCAAUAUGACGGACGUGUAUGAGGGCUGGGGGGAGACUCCAAGUUCGCCCCGGUCGCCUAGCCGACCGCCGAGUAUUCGGCACCGUCGAAGUAUGCAACAUCUCCAAGAGCUCGAAUUUCGCCUCGAUCAACUGAUCUCCGAGAACCGUGCCCUCUCUGCUGCUCGUGACGCUGCUGAGGGUAAGCUACGAAAUGCCAGCCUCGCCCGUCGAAAGAGCGACCACGCCCUCAACUCCCGCGAUGCCGACCUGCGCGAUCGGGAAUCAGAACUUGAACAACUCAAGAAAUCUGUCGAGUGGUUCCAGAAUGAGGUCACGCGACUAACUGAAGAAAACAAAGGGUUGUCUACUACAAACGCCGGCCUUAUUGCCGCCCAUGCUGUGGAGAUCCAGGAUACGCGACAAACCUCAAGCCGCGAACUGGAGGAACUCCGUUCCCAGAACGAGCGCCUGUCGAGUGACCUGCACGGUCGGAUAAAACAAGAAAUCGAAACAGCAUUGGCCCAGAAGAAUACCGAACUGCGUCGUCUCCGGGAAGAGCUGGAGAGCGCUCGAGACAAGGUCAAGGAACUCCAGCAACAGAUCGCAGCGUCGAUGCAAGACAAUGUCAUCGCCUUCAGGGACGAGGAAUACUUCAGCGCUGCAUCACAGAAGCUCUGUGGACACGUGCAACAGUGGGUCCUGCGCUUCUCCAAGCAUUCCGAUCAUCGUCGCUGCCGCAAACUUAUGGAGCUACAAGACGAGAAGAUUGCCGACCGGUUUGACAAUGCCAUUCUAGAUGGCUCGGACACUGAUUCCUACCUUAGUGACCGUGUCCGGCGACGCGACGUGUUCAUGUCCGUCGUCAUGACAAUGGUAUGGGAGUUCAUCUUCACCCGUUAUCUCUUUGGCAUGGACCGCGAGCAACGCCAGAAGCUCAAGUCCUUGGAGAAACAACUCAUCGAGGUUGGCCCACGCAACGCGAUCCACCGCUGGCGAGCCACUACUCUCAGUCUUCUAUCGAAGCGGCCCACUUUUGCAAGACAACGCGAGAGCGACACUGAAGCGGUUGCUUUGGAAAUUUUCGACACUCUCUCUCGCCUUCUCCCACCCCCGUCCCACGUGGAGAGCCAGCUGCUAGAAUCUCUGCGCAAGGUUCUCCGGGUUGCCGUGAACCUGUCCAUUGAAAUGCGCACCCAGCUGGCGGAGUACAUCAUGGUGCCUCCAUUGCAGCCGGAGUACAACACCAACGGCGAUCUCGCCCGGCAAGUGUUCUUCAAGGCUUCGCUUAUGAACGAACGCAGCGGCGAGACUACUUCCAAUGAAGAAUUAGAAUCCCAGCAAGCGGUCGUCCGGGUCGUCCUAUUCCCCUUGGUGGUGAAGAAGGGGAACGACUCGGGCAAUGGUGAUGACGAACGAAUCGUCUGCCCGGCCCAGGUGCUCGUCGCACGACCUGGCAAAGACCGGAAACUUUCGACGAUGGCGAGCGGCGACCGCAUGUCCCUUGACGCAUCCAAAUCAGUCCACAGCAUCGCGCCGUCGUCGGUUAUGGACAUGAGCAAUGUGAUAUGA